Grosmannia clavigera kw1407 is the source of this 4356-nucleotide messenger RNA. RefSeq names its product cellular morphogenesis protein. The record is from RefSeq and is a predicted model, not a curated record. Gene Ontology annotation, biological process: positive regulation of establishment of bipolar cell polarity regulating cell shape. Gene Ontology annotation, cellular component: plasma membrane of growing cell tip. The transcript has 6 exons. NCBI's taxonomy places the organism in Eukaryota, Fungi, Ascomycota, Sordariomycetes, Ophiostomatales, Ophiostomataceae. The coding region runs from base 1 to 4356 and encodes 1451 amino acids.
AUGCGAAUACCGCUACGGCGGCGCAAGGAUGCCGUCGCCUCGGCUUCCUCGAUGCGACAGCCGGUCUUCUCCUUCGCCAGCGCAGCGACGUCCUUCCUCGCGCUGGCUUCGAUGGCUCCGGCACCUGCACAGGCACUAAAUUUUACCGCUGCACAGUCACCAAAUGUCGACCUCAGCAGCCUUGGUAGGAUAGGGAUUGGCGGCGAUUUCGCAGGCAUCUCGAUGUUUCAGUUCGAGGAGCAAACACAGAGCACCGUCUCCACAAAUGGAAGCGAGGGACUCAUGGCCCGGCUCCCGAACGGUGCGCUGACUACGAUUCUCCAUACCGAUGCCUCGAUCAUGGCGAUGUGCUCCUUCGUUCUUAAAGACGGCACCAAUGCCGGCGUAGUCCUCGGCGGAAACUUCACCAGCAUUGGCAGCCAGGAGGCCACGGCUAUGGUUCUGUUCAACCCCAACACCACAGAAGUCACUGCUAUUCCUGGGCUCUCCGGCCAGGUCAACGCUGUCUUGUGUGACGAAGAGCUCAACACCGUCUUUGUCGGCGGUAACUUUGUCGAAAAUAGCUCGACAAAUGCCAUUACCUAUGUUCACGGCUCUGGAUGGACUGCCCUACCGUUUGCUGGAUUCAACGGGCCGGUGACGUCCAUCGCCAAGGCAUUCAAUGGGCAUAUUAUCUUUGGUGGCAGUUUUACCGGUCUGGGAAACGUCAGCACGCCGAGCGAAGCAGACGAACAGAUUAUUAACAUCUCCACGGCCAACCUGACUGCCAGCGGCUCGACGGACACGACCGGAUUCUCCGACCCCGCCAACAUUGUUUGCAAAACAAACGGGACUGACGGCGCUGGGAAUACCUGGCUGCUCGCAGACGACACAGCUGGCUUCUGGGAGGCAGACUUUGGCUUCGGCUUCCAUCCGACCAAACUUCGGCUCUGGAACACGCACCAAGACGGACGUGGAACGGAAACCUGGCGUUUUACGGCAUUGCCCUUAAACGGCAUCAUGAACUUUACUUACAUCGAUCCCGACACCGGCGCGAAUUACACAUGCACGAGCGAGUGUCCUCUCAGCCACAGCAAGAAUGUCACAUACCAGGACUUUUAUUUCGUCAACUAUGUCGGCAUGGAUUCCUUUCGCAUCGACAUCUCGGCCUGGUACGGCAGCGGCGGCGGCCUAGACGGAAUAGAGCUCUUUGAAAACGAGAUAUUCUCGUACGCCAUCGACGACUUCAACGAGCCCAACUGCACGGCGUCGUCUGCAGUAGACGUGUCUUCGGCUACGUCGACGGGUCCUUGGACAGAGUCGCCGUCUUUCCAGAGCAGCUCCAGGUAUCUGACGGCCAGCUUGUCCUCGCCCAUCGAUUCCUCUUCUGCUUCUGUCGUCUUCUCUCCGAACAUUCGGCAGUCUGGCAACUAUACGGUUAACAUGUACACUCCUGGCUGCCUCCAAGACGGCAGCUGCGGCACCCGUGGCCAGGUAAACGUUACGGUAACCAUGUCCAAAGGCGUCACAUCGAGCGUCCGACUGUAUCAGACGAACAACUAUGACAAGUUCGAUCCUGUAUACUACGGCGCCGUCGACGCGGCCACUGAGUCCUUCCGGCCAACUGUGACCCUGACUCCUCUGGACGGUCAGUCGCUGAGCGAGAUGACGAUUGUGGCGCAACGUGUCGGGUUUACUCUGAACAACUCGACCGGCGGCUUAAAUGGGCUCUUCGAAUACGAUCCGUCACAGAGCUCGUUCGACACGAGCACCUUUUCUUCGUCGGCAUUCGACACGCUGGGCUCGGCCUUCUCCUCGGGCUCUGCCGUCAUGGCCCUUGCGACCAGCGGCGAGGUGACGUACGUUGCGGGCAACUUCACGUCGACAAACGCCAGCAAUAUUGUCUCGGUGAGCAGCAACGGCUCGUCUGUCGAGUCGCUUGACGAUGGGCUGAACGGCGGCGUGUUGUCGAUGGUGCUGAACGGCACGAAGCUCUUCACUGGUGGCAUAUUCAACUCGUCCAAAAGCGGAUCUGCGACGGAUCUGAACAAUGUCGCCGUCUUCGACACGACGACCAAUGUCUGGAGUGCACUCGGUGCUGGCGUGAACGGGCCCGUCAUGAAGGUUGUCCCGAUGACGAUGAACAUCACAGGGAGCUCUGCCGACGUCGUCUUUGCCUUUACCGGUGGCUUCGACACGCUUCUUGCUUUCGGAUCCAACUCGGCGGUGACUGUUGACGGGUUUGGUGUCUGGGUGCCGUCACAGGGCAAUUGGCUUCAGAAUCUGGACCAGACUGUGGAAUCUAUUAAUGGCGUAUUGCUGUCUUCGCUACUGAACGUGCCCGGGGCCGAUGCUCUCUAUGGCGGCUCUCUCUCUUACGCGCAGGUGGGCUCUACAGAUGUUGCGACGCUGACAAACUCCGGAAUUGGGUCGUUUGGAGCGCACGUCCUGCCGUCGUCGGCCUCCUCUUCCAGUGCAGUAUUGAAGCGGGACACUCUCUCGAGCAGCUCGGUAGCCGGUGUCCUCACGGGCGUCUUCGACACGUCUGGCAGCCGCAACAAGACGAUUCUGGGCGGACAUUUCUCAGCCAAGUCGACCAACGGCACGACAAUCGAAAACCUGCUGAUCAUUGACCACAACAAGAAUGGGUCGGUAUCGGGCUUAGGGUCGGGCAUUUCAAACUCGUCGACCUUUGCUGCACUGGCUGUCACGGGCAGCACACUCUUCGCUGGGGGCAAUGUGACCGGCACGGUCAACUCGGCGAGCGUGACUGGUUUGGUGUCGUACAAUCUAGCGACGGACAGUUUCACCAUGCAGCCUCCGUCGCUUUCGGGUGGCAACGGCACUGUGAUGGCCAUCAAAGUUCGGCCAGGCACGACGGACGUCUAUGUCGGUGGCUCGUUUGCACUGGCCGGCUCUCUCGGCUGUCCAGCAGUGUGCUACUACAGCACGAGCAGCAACCAGUGGAACCGGCCGGGCUCGAAUUUGGUCUCGGGCACGGUGAAUAGCAUGGUGUGGACGUCGAACUCUGAGCUGGCGGCCGGCGGCCGGUUUUCUGUGGACAGCAUCGGGACCGUUUUCCUCGGCCAGUACGACGCGUCGAAGAGCGUGUGGAGCAGCUUUCCCGGCUCGUCGGUCAUUCCCGGGCCGGUUGAUGUUCUCGUGCUCGGGUCGAGCGACGGGAGCGAGCUCUGGGUGGCGGGCACGGCCAGCUCGAACAGCUCUGUGUAUCUGCUCAAGUACGAUGGCAAGGACUGGGUGGACGCGUUGGGGGCCAGCGGUCAGACGCUCUCUUCUGGCACGAACAUUCGCAGCCUGCAGGUGUUUUCGGCGUCGCCGAAGCACGACUCGACCAGUGUCCUCAGUUCUGAUCAGGUUCUAGUGCUGGCCGGCUCGAUUGUGCUUCCAGGCUACGGCACCGUCUCAGCAGCCAUUUUCGACGGCAAGACGUUUAAGCCGUACAUGUUGACGAUGUCGUCGGGCAACAGGGCAAGCAGCAUUGCGAGCAUCUUUGUGGAAAACAACAACUUCUUCACGGCCAAGUCUCGCAAGCAUCUUCCGCUUGUCGGAGUCGUGCUCAUCGGCCUGGCCAUUUCGCUGGGCCUGAUGCUGAUCAUUGUGGCGGCUGGCCUCUUGCUUGACCGGUUGCGCAAGAAGCAGCAGGGCUACAUCCCGGCUCCGUCGAUGGCUGACACGGGAGCCAACCGAGCGUGGAUUCCGCCAAAGGAUCUCCUGGAUUCGUUGGGGCGACCGCCACACGAAGCGCCACAGCCAUGGGGCCAUGAGAAAGGCCCGUUGCCGUCUUCUCAUCUGACCCGACUGGACAACGUCGUGGCCACGCAGGGGAAGCAGAAGCGUUUAGGCCUUGUCGGUCUGUGGAAGGAGGUCUUCGACUGGUAUCCGGCCGAGUACCCGGCAGCGGAGAGAAGAUGCAUGAUCAUCUCCCGCUACCCGUCCUCCUAUAUGAGCCUCUGGCUCAAGGCCGAAAAGUACAGCGUGCCGCAGAUCAACAAGCUGCCGACCGGAAUCAGCGGCAUCUUCAUCGUCUCCUCGUUUGUGGCCUGGUACUUUUUCGGGGUGGCCGGCUUUGCGAGUCUGAUCCUCUACUCGGCCGUCAACACGAUUGUGAAGAACGACUCGGAAGAGAGAGCACUGAUCAUGGGCUCCAUGAUGACAUUCGGGUACUCGUUCAACAUCUGGGUGCCUCUUUUGCUCUUCCCGACAGCCGGAGAAUACGGCGCUCCUCGAUGGAAGAAGGGCUGGCCUGUCACGAUUGCCUUGUGCUUCUUCUUCUGCCUUGGCUUUACCACCGCCACUGUGCUCUUCCGGAGAAGAGAACGGCUCGUGGUUGGUGCUACUGUCGAGCUUAAAGUGUAG